GCAAAUUGUAAAUUUAUAUUAAAAAGAAUGGGAAAAUUUUCUUGCUGUACAUUUUUUUUUGUUUUCAUAAAUUUUGUUUAUGCAAAACAAAUAGCAAUUCAAAAUAAUGCAGAAAGUUUUAAUUCUAAUAAUUUAACAACAUCGGACGAUGAUUUUUUAGAAAUAGUGUAUCCUCAGAUUUUAAUUAUCACAGAUCGCAAAUUUCGUUCAUUUUUUGCAAAUGAGGCAGAAGUAUCAAAAUAUAUUUCUACAUACUGGCAGGCAGUUAACGAAGUUUAUAGUAAUUUAACUAAACCUCAAGUUGCUUUAAAUAUUGCGGGUAUUGUUCAGAUGGAUGAUUUUGCAAAGCAUAAUAUUUUUUUGACAAAGAGUAGAAAAAAAAUAUUCCAACAUUUCAAUCCACUGAAUUUAGAGUUUGACGUAGCAGUAAUAAUGUCAGGAGAAGAUGUUUGGAAUAGUUGGUUACCAGGCACUUUAGGUUUUUCUAUAAAUAAUUCUGCCUGCGAUUUUCCGAAUAAUUUAGCAGUUGUAAAUGAUAAUGGCCAGUAUAAAACAAUAAUUGUUGCUGCUCAUGAAUUAGCUCACACAUUUUCUGCUCAACACGACUGUAAUGUAAAUGAAGAAAACGUUAUGUCUGUUUUAUUUUCUGGAAGUGAUGAUUCAAAGGAAUUUUCAAUAUGCAAUCAACUGAAAAUGCAACAGUUUUUCAAUUCGAAGAAUGCUUCAUGCCUACUUAAUAAACCAUUUUAAAGAAGAAACAACUCUAUAAAUAAUUAAAUUAAAACUAUUUUGACUAUGUAUUAAAACUAUUUUGAGAGAUUUAUUAAAAAGAAGAACAAAACUAAUAA
Molecule: messenger RNA, 848 nt
Organism: Leptopilina heterotoma
Lineage: Eukaryota; Metazoa; Arthropoda; Insecta; Hymenoptera; Figitidae
Product: zinc metalloproteinase-disintegrin-like ohanin
Exons: 7
Coding region: 28-750 (240 amino acids)
Biological process (GO): proteolysis
Molecular function (GO): metalloendopeptidase activity
Source: RefSeq, a predicted model, not a curated record